UGGAAGUAGGUGUUACAUGUGGCAGGUAAAUCCAGUGGAAUUCACAGUUUUGUCAGUUUGUGUUAUCUGGAAUUCCUUAAGAAAAGUCCCUCCCCACCACUCUCAAAAUACUACGAUCUCCAGUACAAGUAUAUAUCUUUAUUGUAUUCUCGCUUCAUACAAAGUUAUUCCGCGAACCGGUACAGUAAAUUGAAAUAAGAACAAAGAAAUUGUAGUAAUAUCCAUCAAAAAACCUAAAUCACUUUAUGAUGCUUCCCAGUGCUUGACGAGGCUUUCGCAAACGGAAAAGAUACUGAACUCAGAGCGCACCUUUCAGGUGAAAAAGCUUUCGAUAGUACACUCCAGCACUAGUUUCGAACGGGGCAGCGGCUACGGUUCUCCAAACAGUCUCGCUUUUGUUAAGUUUCUUAAAUUCGUUAAAUUUCUUUAAUGUGUUUUCAAAUAAUUAGUGUUAAUUCGAAUGAGUGCUGAAACUUGUUAAAUAAUAACAAUAAAAAAUUGUGUCUUGCACAUAAUUUUAUGUGGCACGGUUUUGUGGCAGAUUUUAUUUAUUAUUUAUUAUAAUAAAUUUAUUUGUGGUAAAUUUAAUGCCUGCAGCUAUGAAUAAAAGCAAUGGAUAUCACAAUGAAGCGUUUGAAAUGCAUCCGGAAAGUCAGGUUCAGGACACGAAAAGUAUCGAAAAUGGACUAUCGAAAACUGACGAGCCUGUAAAAGAUGCCGAUGGACGGGAUACAUGGUCCAGUGGCCUGGAAUUCUUGAUGGCAUGCAUCUCCUUAUCAGUAGGACUUGGAAACAUAUGGCGAUUUCCAUUCACAGCCUAUGAGAAUGGAGGUGGAGCAUUCGUCAUUCCCUAUAUAAUAGUUCUUAUUAUAAUUGGUAAACCCCUCUACUAUCUAGAAAUGACUAUUGGGCAAUUCGCAAGUAGGAGCUCUGUGAAAAUUUGGAAAGCAUGCCCUCUUCUAAAAGGUGUUGGAAUCGGACAAUUGUUUGGCACUGUAUCUGUAAUAUCAUACUACUCAUCGUUGAUUGCAUUGACACUGUACUAUUUUGGUGUAUCCUUCCAAGCUGUGUUACCGUGGUCAACUUGCCUUGACGAAUGGAUGCCGAAUUGUAUAGAUUCUUCACCCUCUAAUAAUACAUCCUUCCAGCCAGGAACGUUAAGUAGUUCUGAACUCUAUUUCUUGAGGGUAGUACUUCGAGAAAAGUACGACAUAUCAGAUGGGAUUGGAUAUCCAAGUUGGCAAUUGGCCAUUUGCCUUGCUGCGUCAUGGGUUGUAAUCCUUCUAAUUAUUAUGCGCGGAGUGAAAAGUACCGGGAAAGCUUCUUACUUUCUGGCCUUGUUCCCAUACGUGGUUAUGAUUGCGCUCUUAAUACGAGCAGUUACAUUAGACGGAGCCGUUGAUGGUAUUAUUUACUUCCUCAAGCCAAACUGGAAUGAAUUAUUAAAUCCAAAAGUUUGGUAUUCGGCCACUACUCAACUUUUCUUCUCGUUAUCUGUGUGUAUGGGUUCGGUGGUGAUGUUUGCAUCAUAUAAUAAUUUCAGUCAUAAUAUAUACAGAGACGCUAUGAUAGUUACAACUUUGGACACCUUCACAAGUCUCCUAGCAGGAACAACCAUCUUCGGUAUCCUAGGUAAUCUAGCGUAUAACCUGAACACCACGGAUAUUUCAACAGUUGUUAGGAGUGGAACCGGGUUGGCGUUCAUAUCAUAUCCUGAUGCCAUUGCAAAGUUCGAUGUUGUACCUCAAUUAUUUUCAGUUUUGUUCUUCUUUAUGUUAUUUGUACUUGGAACUGGAUCUCUAGUGGCUCUUCAAACCACAGUCGUUACAGUCAUUUGUGACCAAUUCGAAUUUAAGUUUUGGAAAGUAGCCACGGUGUCAAUCGUUUUAGGAUUUUGCGCUGGAUUGGUUUACGUUACUCCGGGAGGACAAUGGAUUUUGAAUUUAGUGGACUACUAUGGAGGAACGUUUGUUCCUUUUGCACUUGCGAUAGUGGAGAUAGGUGGGAUCAUGUGGAUUUAUGGACUGGAUCAAUUUUGUAAAGAUGUCGAAUUCAUGACGAAAAGACACGUGACGCCUUACUGGCGAAUUUGCUGGGCUGUCCUCACUCCCGGACUUCUUAUAGUUAUUUUCGUCUAUUCGAUGGUGAACUACUCUCCAGUCACGUACAGUAAUAACCUCUAUCCAGAUAUAGCAUACGUAUUCGGAUGGCUGAUAAUAGGACUUGCUUUCCUACAAGUUCCUAUUUGGGGCGGGUUAAACGUUUGGAGAAAUUGGACUGGAGGUCUUAUCGAGUCAAUAAAAAAGACAAUCCAACCCACGGAACUGUGGGGGCCUCGCGAUUCAAGCUCUCGUGCAGAAUGGAUGAAAUUCAAGAAGGACUACUUCAGCGAACGAGAACGGAUAAUAGAAGAAAAGCAACAUAAUAUUUUUAUGCAGAAAAUAAACAUGUUGUUUGGGCGAUAUAGAUAAUAAGUUCUAAGAGCGGUAGUGAACCUACGUACAAGACAGUAUUACUGAUAUGUUUUAGCUAUAGGAUGUGUACAUAUUGAAUUUCCCAAUGAAGUUACCUCUUGCUGUAUUAUGAAUAGAACUAUGUACCUAUGUUAUUAUUUACGAUAGGUGCUAAUUGUGGUUCUUGAAACCAAGCCUAGUUUAAAGAGAAAGAAAACAGAUAUUUGUAUGAAAGUGCCAGAAAAGUAGGUAAUACUGCAAAGAAUUAGCUUUUAGUAUCUUUUGUUUGACAACAACAAUACACUAAUUAAAAUUUAAAAUAAUUUUUGAAGAUAACAAUCUUUUUAAAUAUUAUUUUUUUAAUUUAUUUACCUUCCCUGUCAGUGAUAUAUCUUUUUAGUAAGUUGAACUUAAAGUGCAUCUAAAAACUAAGAAUUAGUAGGUUGUAAUGAUAAAUCAAUGUUAAAUAUUUAAAAUGAAGAUUUUCAAUAUAAA
Molecule: messenger RNA, 2948 nt
Organism: Hermetia illucens (black soldier fly)
Lineage: Eukaryota; Metazoa; Arthropoda; Insecta; Diptera; Stratiomyidae
Gene: NAAT1
Product: sodium-dependent nutrient amino acid transporter 1
Exons: 13
Coding region: 588-2471 (627 amino acids)
Biological process (GO): sodium ion transmembrane transport
Cellular component (GO): membrane
Molecular function (GO): L-amino acid transmembrane transporter activity
Source: RefSeq, a predicted model, not a curated record